AUGGAUGUAAGGCUUCAGGAGCAGCGUAGAUCCGACGAUCCCUCUCCCAAAAAAGAUGAAACCGGCGCCAAAGAAGAUGAGACCGGCGCCAAAGAAGAUGUGACCGGCGCCAAAGAAGCUAAAACUGCUCAACCGGUUAGUACUGAUCCCUCUCCCAAAUCUCCCAACUCUUCUAAAGUGCAAGAUAAGCGUAAAGUGCAAGUUAAGCGUAAAGUGCAACUUAAGCCUGACCAGGAUAGGAACCAAAACGCCGGUCCAUCAAACAGUGCUAACCGGGACGACAGCAGCGUCGCAUAUGUUAAGACCUAUGUGCCAAGCAAAGAAGAAUGCCUAGCAGACAUCAGGAAGAAUCAGCGAAAGUUCAACGCGAAACUAAUGAGUAUCAGGGCUAAGGAUCAGAGGGAAAGGAAACUGGCCCCAUCUCAAAAGUCUCCGUUCGUGGGAAACGUUACGGUUAAGGAGCUCAUACGUAACAAGAAGCAGCGCUUAGCGGUCUACAAUCCGUAUCUGCCCGAAGACAAGAAUGUUCGGAAGGAACUAACGGCGUUCCUGAAGUCUACAGCUGGGUAUCCAAAGCUUGACAAGGAUAAGUUUCCCGUGUGGUAUUGGUGGUGGGAACUCAUUACGCAGCCGCAAUGGCUAUCGGACUCGCACAUGGACGCGGUCAUCAAUCUGCUGCGGCUCAGAAUGAAAGAACAACCGCACAGCUUUAGAAGUGACAGGCUUUGUCUCAUCGAUAGUGGUCUUAGUCUGUUUUGGACGGCAAAGUAUGACGAUUUCAAGAAGUCUGAGCCUAAUGUCUUUGGACUUGGGAAGUACCUCCCACCUGACUCACUUGACUACUUCCAAGGCACGAAACCAGAAUUCUGCCAGACGAAUAAACGAUGGUGCAGGGACAUUGACGACCUAUAUCUCCCGUUUAACAUUGGGAAGAACCACUGGGUUGCUCUAUUCAUCUCCUUACCGAAGAGGCACAUCACGAUCUGGGAUAGUUAUCCCUGCCGUAUGGACGAUGAAGAACUGGCGACGGAGGUGGAACCCGUGGCUGUGAUGAUGGCGUACAUGUUACGCGAGAUGGCACUGGUGGAAGAACGUGACAACUAUCCGUUCGAUAAAUUUACUCACGAACGGGUUGCUGGUGUGCCGGAGCAAAAGGGUCCCGGGGAUUGCGGUGUCUACUGUCUGAAAUACAUCGAGUGUCACGCAACUGGAAACGAUUUUUCAGCCUCUUCACUGUGCAACAAGAACGUCAAGGCAAUUCGGAGUAGGUAUGCUUGUGACAUUUUCAAGGAGACCGAUUGCAAGGGACCGAGGAUCCGUGACUGGGACGGUCUUGAUCCUUUCGACGGGAGAUGCUGA
Microthlaspi erraticum is the source of this 1359-nucleotide messenger RNA. The record is from the annotation of a GenBank genome assembly. NCBI's taxonomy places the organism in Eukaryota, Viridiplantae, Streptophyta, Magnoliopsida, Brassicales, Brassicaceae.